GGGGGGGCGGAGUGGUGGUUGGGGGUAAUUAAUUUACUCCAGUUUGAGGUAAACGGCGGUGCGAUGAGGGUCGACUGCCCCCUAAUGGCGGGUCUUCGGGAAGGAGCUGUGCCUGUCGAGCUUUCGGGCGUUCAGUCCUUGGCCCACAAUUACAAUAUUUCUACUGUUGAUGCAACGGAACGCUAGAUCACGGGGACUGUUGUGCAACAGCUGGAUCCCCCGUCGUGCCGAUCCAACCACGAACGAAGAAUGUGCUCCUUAUUAUUACCUAUUCGCACACAUGAAACGUUUUUUUUCGUUUUUUUUUUUUUUUUUAAAUCAAAUUUACGUCUCGUAGCCCCGGCACAUCGAUGAAAUCUGUACAUCGCCACUGGCUUUAUUCUUUGCGUGUCAAUGCUUUUGUUUUUCUAAACAUACAUGAUCAUCUGCAAAAUUUGCUGACGCGCAAUAUAAAGGCGGUCGAUUACACUGGAUGAUAAUUUACAGCAAUCUUUAGCACCCCUUCCUUCGCCGGGGGGUCUUUACAUUCCUCCGUGGGAUGGUUCCACUUAUUAUAUGUGCUCAGCGAGGUCUCCGUGGAGGAGCCCGAGGUGUGUAUGUGUGUGCGCGCGCGCGCGCGCGAACCACGGUACAACAAAGUACUUGUAGGCUCGUCCAGGCGCUGCGCCCCACUCUGCUGCGCUGAGGGUCUUGCAGCUCUGAUCUGCUCUCCUCUCCUCUCGGGUUCGGAUCUCACCCUUCGCUGCAGCUGCAGGGUCCGCUCCUCCAGCUGUCUUCGCACUCCACUGAAGCAUGGCCAGCAGCGCUCUCGAACCCGGGUCCGCCGCGAACCCGCACAAGUUCAGGAACCAGGACUACGAGUCCCUGCGGGACGGCUGCGUGAAGUCGGGCUCCCUCUUCAGCGACCCGCACUUCCCGGCGGACCAGCGCUCCAUCGGCAUGGCCCCAGACGCGGACCCCAAGAACGCCAUCAGGUGGCUGCGACCUAAGGAGAUCAGCAAAGAUGCGGUAUUCAUCGAGGGCACCACGGGCACAACAGACAUCUGCCAAGGCCAGCUGGGUGACUGCUGGCUACUGGCUGCCCUGUCCAGCCUAACUCUGCACCCCACCCUCUUUGCCAAGGUGGUUCCAAGUGACCAAAGCUUGACUGAGUCCUAUGCCGGUAUCUUCCACUUCAGGUUCUGGCAGUACGGGGAUUGGGUGGAGGUGGUGGUUGAUGACUUCCUUCCUGUGCGCAAUGGCCGCCUGCUCUUUAGCCACUCCCGGACCCUCAACGAGUUCUGGAGCGCCCUGGUGGAGAAGGCCUAUGCUAAGAUGGCUGGGUCCUAUAGCAGCCUGAAGGGGGGCAACAUUUCUGAGGGAAUGGAGGACUUCACAGGGGGCAUUGCACGUUCACUCAAAAUUUCAUCCCGGACACCCCUAGCGUUGUGGAAGCUCAUCACUGCCUCUCUGUCUCGUGGCACUCUGCUGAGCUGCUUCAUACAGGUGGCGAAUGUUCGUGAGAUCGGGACAGUGACCCCACAGGGCCUGGUCAAGGGCCACGCCUAUGCCAUCACACACAGUGAUAAGGUUUAUAAUAAGUCAGGUGAGGUGUUUCUGCUGAAGCUCAGGAACCCCUGGGGAUUUGUGGAGUACUGUGGGCCCUGGAGUGACAAGUGCAAGAACUGGGAUGAAGUGGACAGCGCCGAAAAGAAGCGGCUUGAACUCAUCAAAGUAGAGGAUGGGGAGUUCUGGAUCAGCACAGAGGACUUCAGCACUCUCUUCCACACAGUGGAACUGUGCAGCGUGAACCCGGACUCCCUCGCCGUGGACGAGGAGGGACAAUACUCUUCCCCUUCUUCCUGGACCAUCACCUCGUACCAGGGCGCCUGGGUGCCGGGCUGCUCUGCGGGGGGAAGCUCCAAAUACGAGCGCUCAUUCUGGAAAAACCCACAGUUUAGACUCACCAUCUCGGAGCUGGACGACUACGAGGAUGAAGAUGAGUACUCCGCCGACGAAGAGGACGGCAAGACAGACGCACUGACGCUGGCUCCCACCACCAAGCUCAAGGAUAAAGCGACCGCAAAGCCGAAGGAGAAAGUUAUGAAGUGCACCAUGGUAGCAGAGGUGCUGCAGAAGUACAGGAGACAGAAGGACAAGACAAACUUCCUCCAAAUCGCUUUCCACAUUUACAUGAUCCCCCCAGAGCUUGCAGGUGAAUCGAAACCCCUGGGCCAGAAGUUCUUCUCCUCCAGGCUCCCAGUGGCCCGCUCUGGGAAGUAUCAGGCCCUGCGUGGGAUCCGGCGGAAGGUCCGCCUCAACCCCGGCACUUAUGUGGUUGUCGUCUCCACCUGCCAGCCUAACCAGCAGGGGGACUUCUUCCUACGGUUGUUUUCCAAGACCGGGAACACACUGAGAGACCCAGACUUUACCUGCACCUCCAGCUUUGCCACAGUGGUGCAAUCAAACCCUCCCGCUCAUGAAGAUUAUGCUAGAGUUCAGGAGCUGUUCAACCAGGAGGCAGGAGCGGAUGAACGACUGGACGCGGUUGAGCUGAUGAAACUGCUGAACACAGUCCUGGAAAAGGAAUACCACCUCCCCUUGGAAACCUGUCGACAGCUCAUCUUUGCAGAGGACACCGGAGGGAGGAGUAGGCUGACUCUUCCACAGACAGUGCAGCUCCUGUCAAGUCUGCGCAAGCUGCAGUCCAUCUUCAUCAAGUACGAUGAGGACUCAUCUGGAACAAUGAGCCCUUUUGACCUGAGUCUCGGUCUGCAAGCUGCUGGUCUGGAGUGCGACAAGCCGGUUCUCCAGCUGCUUUGGGAACGGGUCGGCGCAGGUCUGAGCCAGCUGCCCUUCCACGGCUUUAUCUCGUGCGUCGUCAAGCUACGCGUGCUCUUCGCCCUGUAUGAGUCAGAGAGCAGUGAGGAGGUGAAGAAGCGUGGCAUCAAUGCGUGGUUGCUGAAACUGCUGGCAGUGUGAGCUGGGACAGACCCUGGCAGUGGCGCAGACAUCAGGGUGAACACGGAAUCGCCCACAAUCACAGGGCUGCCAGCACUAUGCUUCACUUUCCUGCUCUGCUCCUCGCUAGUUCCAAAGCAGCACCCUCUUCGAAUGACCCCCUGUGCCUAGGGCUUUUCAAGCAUUGUUGUUAAUCAUAUGCAAUCAGUGCUCUCAUGGUAAAUGGAAAUCCUAUAGUGCCUUCAGUAAAGCAUCUGGCGUUCUUAAGGAUGUGCAUGACUAUCUUCCAUUCACAUGCAAUAAAUUAGUUCCCUUAUUUGAGGUAUGGCAUAUACGGUUUUUUUUUUUUUGCUUUAUUUUCCUUACCAGUACAGGAGCAUUUAAAUCGUAAUAUUUCAGGGUAAUCCUUCCCUAUACACUGUCUCAUGCACAGACCGCUCAUCUUAUAUCAGCAUCUUCGAACACCUUUUGAAAUAA
Scleropages formosus (Asian bonytongue) is the source of this 3417-nucleotide messenger RNA. It is a transcript of the gene capn12, whose product is annotated as calpain 12. Bases 793 to 2961 code for a protein of 722 amino acids. Gene Ontology annotation, biological process: proteolysis; negative regulation of apoptotic process. The record is from RefSeq and is a predicted model, not a curated record. NCBI's taxonomy places the organism in Eukaryota, Metazoa, Chordata, Actinopteri, Osteoglossiformes, Osteoglossidae. Gene Ontology annotation, molecular function: calcium ion binding; calcium-dependent cysteine-type endopeptidase activity. The transcript is spliced from 21 exons. Gene Ontology annotation, cellular component: cytoplasm.